AUGUUCUCAAGCACAGCGCUGCUGGCUUCUGCCCUCUCCUUCGCUGCCACCACCGCCCAGGCGGCUACCGUCGAGCACUGGUGGAACGUCACUUACACCCAGGCCAACCCCGCUGGUCUUGAAGAGCGACGAGUCAUCGGUAUCAACAACACCUGGCCCCCUCCCCCACUUACCGUCACUUCCGGCGAUGUCAUCUUGCUCCACUUGACCAACGGCCUCGGCGAUGUCGGUACCGCCCUCCACACCCACGGUCUCAUGUUUAACGGUACCAAUUGGUUCGACGGUGCCACCGGUAUCAACCAAUGUCCUAUCCCCUCCGGCUCCACCCUCGACUACACCAUCGACACUGGAACCCAGACCGGUAGUUACUGGAUUCACGGUCACCACGAUGGUCAGAACGCGGAUGGUUUGAGGGCUCCAAUUGUCAUCCAGCCUCAGAACGCUACUGGCCGAUCUGAUAACUUGACUUGGGAUGAGGAGUUUACUGUUGUCAUGGCUGAUUGGUACAACGAGGAGUACCCCGUGCUUGAGACGCGAGACUUCCUUGACUGGACGAACCCCACCGGCGCCGAGCCCGUACCUGUCGCCGCUGUUAUCUACGGUGCUUGGACCAACGGUUCUUACAUGGCUUCCAACGAUGACCUCAUCUCCGGUGCUGCCGUUUCCGACAACUUUGCUAUCAACUUUGAGGCCGGCAGGUCUUACAGGAUUCACAUGGUCAACAUGGGUUCUCUUGCUAUGUUCUGGGUCGCCAUGGAGGACCACGACCUUUACAUCAUCGAGAUGGAUGGUGUGGAGGUCGAGCCUUUCCUCAUCGACGCUGUCACCCUCUCUGUCGCCCAGCGAUACUCUAUCUGGGUCGAGGCCAAGAACUCUACCGACAGGAACUACGCUUUCAUGUUCAUGCAAGACACCGACAUGUACGACGCCAUCCCCGACGACCUUCAGAUCAACAACACCAUCCAGAUCGUCUACGACUCUGCCAACGAUGCUGCUGUCGAGUGGUCUCCUUCCAGCAUCACUACUUUCAACGACACCGAGCUCACUCCUCUUCGCGCUGUCGAGCUCUUGACUGAGCCUGAUGUCGAGAUCGUCCUCAACGCCUACUUUGACACUUACGACGACGGAACCAACCGAGCUUCUUUCAACAACAUCACCUACCAGAUGCCUACUUCCACCCCCUCCAUGUUGACUGCUUUGACCAUGGGUGACGAUGCCAACAACACCGCCGUCUACGGUGCCAUGACCAACGCCUUCACCUACAAGCACAUGGACGUCGUUCAGUUGACCGUCUACAACUGGGAUGCUGGAUUCCACCCCUUCCACUUCCACGGUCACGAGUUCCAGGUCGUCCACAAGUCUUUCGACGUUACUUCCGAUGACCUCGAGGUCAACCCCGCCAUCGACGAGAACCAGUCCAACCCCGCUCGACGAGACACCAUCGUCAUCCCCCCUACCGGUUCCGUCACUCUUCGAUGGAGGGCCGACAACCCCGGUGCUUGGAUGUUCCACUGCCACAUUGACUGGCACUUGUCUUCCGGUCUCGCCGUCGUCUUCAUCGAAGCUCCCGAGGUCUUCCAGGACCAGAGGGACCAAGUCCCCGCCCAGAUCACUGAGCAGUGCGCCGCUCAGGGUAUGGGUACCGAAGGUAACGUCGUCGGCACCUACUCCACCACCAACUUCAACGGUCAGCCCUGGGGUCCAUUCACUCUCAGGAUGGGCUGGACGCCCAAGGCUAUCGGUGCCCUCGCUGGUUGUAUCAUCACUGCUCUCUUGGGUAUGAUCACCAUUGUGUGGUACGCCUCUGGUGAGCUUGAUGAGCGUGAGCUGGAGGAGGAGAUGAGGAGGGAAGUCGAGCAGAAGAUGAGCAAGACCCCGGUGUGGAAGAAGGUGCUCAAGACCAACACGAAGGCUUAA
This is a messenger RNA of Cryptococcus wingfieldii CBS 7118, 1917 nucleotides long. Its product is annotated as acidic laccase. Gene Ontology annotation, biological process: cellular response to iron ion starvation; reductive iron assimilation. Gene Ontology annotation, molecular function: copper ion binding; ferroxidase activity. Gene Ontology annotation, cellular component: high-affinity iron permease complex. The coding region runs from base 1 to 1917 and encodes 638 amino acids. The record is from RefSeq and is a predicted model, not a curated record. The transcript has 8 exons. Lineage: Eukaryota; Fungi; Basidiomycota; Tremellomycetes; Tremellales; Cryptococcaceae.